Molecule: messenger RNA, 4804 nt
Organism: Poecilia latipinna (sailfin molly)
Lineage: Eukaryota; Metazoa; Chordata; Actinopteri; Cyprinodontiformes; Poeciliidae
Gene: cacna2d2a
Product: calcium channel, voltage-dependent, alpha 2/delta subunit 2a
Exons: 18
Coding region: 209-1768 (519 amino acids)
Cellular component (GO): voltage-gated calcium channel complex
Molecular function (GO): voltage-gated calcium channel activity
Source: RefSeq, a predicted model, not a curated record
UCAAAAUGUUGUUUUUAUUAGCAGAAAAUGAGAAAUGGUCAAAAUGACAAGAUGCAACGCUUUCAGACCUCAGAUAAUACAAAGAAAACAAGUUGAUUUAGAAACAACAACACUGAUGUUUUAACUCAGGUCAGAAACCAACAUUUGGUGGAAACACCAGGAGGUUUUCAGUGCAGCGGCCUCUUCAUGUGUCCAGAGCUGAAGGUUUAUGUCUGCUUACGUUGUUCCUUAUCUUCCCCAACUCAGUCUAGGGUUGGUACUGCCCACAUAUAGUGAGAACCAUGUCAAGGCCAACCUAAGUGACCAGAUCCUCCAGGUGCAGUUCUCAUACAUCAAGGAUUUUGAAUCUCUGCUGCCAAACAGUUUUGAGUCUGAAGGACAUGUAUUCAUUGCUCCCAGGGAGUACUGCAAUGAUCUCGAACUUUCCAACAACAACACCGAGUUCCUGCUCAACUUCAUUGCCCUGAUGGAGAAAGUGACGCCAGACUCCAAGCAGUGUGACAGUUUGCUCCUUCACAACUUGAUUCUGGACACCGGCAUCAUCCGGCAGCUGGUCGAGAAAGUGUGGAAGAAUAAAGACUUAAACACAUACGGCUUCCUGGCUGUGUUCGCUGCAACAGAUGGAGGCAUAACAAGAGUCUUUCCAAACAAAGCUGCAGAAACCUGGGAGGAAGACCCAGAGCCGUUUAACGCCAGCUAUUACCGCCGUAGCCUUGACAACAAGGGUUACAUCUUCACAGCACCGUAUCGAUCAGCUGGGGCCGAUCUGCUGAACCCAGAAAACGACACAGUGGGAAUUUUGGUCAGCACGGCUCUGGAUAUCACAAUAGGAGGGAAGACGGUCAAACCUGCAGUUCUUGGAGUAAAGUUAGACCUGGAAGCAUGGACCGAUAAAUUCAAGAUUCUUGCCAGCAACCACACAGACAGCCGUCAAGGCUCAAAUACGUGUGGACCAAACAGAGGUUGUGAGAUGGACUGUGAAGCCAAUAGUGAUGAUCUCCUGUGCUAUUUAAUUGAUGACGGCGGAUUCCUAAUCAUGUCAAAUCAGAAGGACGACUGGAGCGAGGUGGGCAAAUUUCUUGGUGUCGUUGACCCAAACUUGAUGUACGCUCUCUACAACAACUCCUUCUACAAGCGCAAGCAAUCGUUUGAUUAUCAGUCUGUGUGUGAACGACUACAAAGCAGCGAAGCAGGAGCAGCAAGGCGAGGAGUGUUUGUGCCUACGAUUGCAGACUUUGUUAACCUGGCAUGGUGGACGUCAGCUGCUGCAUGGUCCUUGUUCCAACAGUUUUUAUACGGUUUGGCUUAUCACAGCUGGUUUGUCACAGACGAGGUGGAAGCAGAAGUAAUAGAGUCAAAAGAGAGGAGCUGCGUGAUGAUCCAAACCCAGUACUACUUCAGUAACCUCAGCAACUCCUACAACAUCCUCCAAGACUGCGGAAACUGUUCCAGGCUGAUUCAUGCCAAAAGGAUAAACAACACCAACUUGCUGUUUGUGGUAGCAGAAAAGCUGCCGUGCAGCUCCUGCGAGAUAGAAGAUCUUUCCCAGGACAAGGAGGAGUUCAAGGAGGAAAAUCCGUGUGAAGAAAUGACGACUGCACGGUAUCGAAAAGGACCUUCCACCUGCUUCGACAGCAACGUAGCUGAGAACACGUCAGACUGUGGAAGAGGUCACUCCUUCCGUCCGCCUCUCUACACCCUCCUGCUCAUUCAGCUGCUGCUGCUUUAUCCAGCUCUCAGCCCCCAUCAUCACUCUCUGUUACAUUAACUUCAUUCUCCUCAUCCUUGCUCCCUUCCCUUAAAAAAAAAAAACAAAAAAACCCUUCGUCCCUCCCGACUCUUCGCCUCCAUACCUGCGCCCUGAUGUUGUUUUAGUCAUAGAUAAUUGCGGGACCUCCAGAAGCCCCGAGUGCGGCGCCGUCCGGCUUGGACGCUGGUCGUUUGUGUCCUCAGCCCGACCGACCCACAUCUGCAAGCUGAGCUGUCGUCAAAGCACCCCAGAAAAGAGAAAACAACCCCCAUGUUCUCCAAACGUUCUCCACCUUCAUCUAGAUAAGAGAGAGACACAGACUGGAGAUUUGAGGCUGACUGUCCGCCCUCCUCCGACGACGGCCGGACUUCUUCUUCUCCUUCAUCUCAGAGUCUCACCAUCUGCCUCUCGUAAGGCUGUGGACCCUCCAGCCAGCUAUACCACCAUAGACGAUAAUAAUAAUAAGAAGAAGAAAAAGAAAAAAACUCAACAAGUAUUCAAAAUGUCAAGUAUUACCUGCUGAAGUGAUGAGUAUUUCAAACAUGCCGUAUGCUUAGGAUUUAAUUUGAAAAGAAAGUUAAGUGUUAACCUAAAACGCGCUAUAUCUACUUGCCAAAAUGAGAUAUACUUUCACGUGGUCUUAUUUUUGUAGCCAAAAACACAAAGAGGAAACCAGAUUUAGAUUUGCAGCAGCUGAAUUCUGACUCAUUUUGUGCAGCUCUAAUUAGCAGAUUAUUGUUUUUGUUUUUUAAAGAAGCAAAAGAGAUCCACUGGGGAGGGUUGUUGUAAUUACACGAUGGAGUACCAGGCUUUUCUUGAAGUGUUUAUUAUAGUUUAUCAGUGCUAGUGCUUUCUGGCCCCGGCUGUAAAAUCUGAAUCAGCAUUCGGUUGCUGCUGGAACAUUGUUGAUGUCGUGUGGUAUUACUCUCUUUUACGAUCAAUCGAACCAUUCUGACCUCGGGGGAAAAAAAAGAAGAAGAAAAAAACUCACCUCUUAAAGAAAAAGUACUUCACCAACCAAUCACAGUUGUCGUGUGUGUGUGCUUUACUCGUGUCAAAAUCAGAGCCUGUCUUUGGGACGGGCCGAUCAUGUCUAAUUUUACCUUUGACUGACACUGUUUAAUCUUUAAAACCAUCCGCUGCUGGUGGGGGAUAGGGGCUUAUUUUUAUUUUCCAUCUAUUGCGCAGUAGGGGCCACUAAAUAUGGUGAUCACGUACAGUAGUAGUCACAGUUUGUCCUUUAGCCAUUGCAAUGUAUGGAUUUUCUUUAUAAUAAUAUUUUUUUUUUCUUUCAGACUCCCGCGUUUAGGAGCUGUUUCAUAGUGCCUUUACGCACUUUGUUUUGGCUGUAUAAGAGUGAAGCUACUGUAUAGUACCUUUAAGAAGCGGCCAUGUUUGAGGCUUGGGACGCUGCAGGAGACUCAAUCUGUCGGCUGACGCUGUAGAACUAGCUUUACUGAGCCGCAGCGCUGACCGGCUCCGCUUAACGUCCUUUUCCCCCCUCCAGAGCCUCCUGUCCGCCGUCACACGGGGAUUACUAUACAGUUCCUUUACAAAACCAUGUAUAGAGCUAUGAUACACUAUUGAUAUACAGCGCGUUAACUGGCCAUAGUGUGUUCUUAGGGCCACCUGACUGCUAUCGUUCUGCCUGGUUAGUGUGUUUGUGGAUGUGUGCGUAUGUGCGUUUGUUUUAAAAGCCCUCGAAAGGAUCUUCGGUUCGGUGAGCGGGUUUUGGGGGCGGGGGGCGGGGGUAAUAUUUGAGCUAGAGCAGCUGUUUCUUACUGUUUUUGUGUGGCAGCAGGCAAAAUCUAGUGUUGUGGUGGAGAAACAAACUAAAAGAUCCACCCGUUACGUUCCGGUCGCGAGUUUACAUGAAGUCGCAGAGCUUCGUCUGCAUAUCAGAUUUGGUAUCGAUGGAUUUGAAUCGUUCUUAUAGGGCUGGACAAUAAACCGAUGACAAUGUAAGUCGUAAUAAACACGUGAUCAGUACCAAUAGAUGAUACGUCUGAUGGGAUUUCACUGAACUCUGGUCUAGAACCGCACAGCAUUCUGGGAAUUUAAGCAGAGGAUCAGUUUUAGCCCCUCAACCUCUCAAGGACAGCUAAGAAGGAUGUGCGGCAUUUAGUAACUCGCUCGCUCUUUGGUUACCUAGCAACAACUUGAGAACUUCUGGUUACCUAGCAACUUGCGGAGCAACAGUUUCAGGUUCCUGCUCAGAACAGGAACUGUCACGCCACCAGUUUGGUAGUAUUUCAUAUAUUUAAAACAAAAUCUAAUCAAACAUUAUUGAUAUCAAUUGAUAUGAAACUCUCAUAUUGUUUUUUCAGCCAUAUCAUUCAGCCCUACAUUCUGAGAAUAAUUACAUAUCACCUCUGUGAUUUUGGAUGAACAAUAAUUCAGUCUCAAAUGUAUUAUUUGGUUACAUUUAAUAGUUGGAUAAACAUAUUUUGCACAUACAUUUUGCAUAAUUCUGGCUAGAAAUGGACUUCUCUUCAUGGCAUUGUUGGUAGGAUUUAAUCAAGCUGACUGGUUUUCUGAUACAAACGUGGCUUUUAAACAUGAUCCGUUAUGUCCCAAAGUCAAUCAGUCAUCAAUUAUUGACUUAAAACAAGCUCCUACAUCUUGCUGAAAUGUCACUUGUCUUCAAGAGCACGGAGGCAUUUACACUUGAACCAAGUCACAAGUACUUGGCAGGAUUUGGUGUUUUUUGUAGUGUGCAACAAUUAUGAAGAGGGACUACCUCAAAAUUACUCGACUUCAGUAGAAAUCAACAUCUAAGUGACUGAGGAAUUUGAAACAGGUGGAAGUCCCAACAAGACAAAAAUCCCAAAUGAGAACCAGAUUUUCAAUGGAUAAAGCUGGCUAACAAUACAUUUCUGAAAUUACACUGACUUUAAAAUGUGUGAUCUAUGCUUCUAUCUAACAGUUUAUAAUGAGCUCUACCAAUCCUGCCAAGAGGAAAGGUCAAACAUCCAACCAGGGAUGGAAGGAACUAGAACUAGAAAAUAUCCAACGUAAACUGACAUGUUUAACAAUCACAACGUUUUCCAGCAA